Molecule: messenger RNA, 1026 nt
Organism: Condylostylus longicornis
Lineage: Eukaryota; Metazoa; Arthropoda; Insecta; Diptera; Dolichopodidae
Product: apolipoprotein D
Exons: 5
Coding region: 111-764 (217 amino acids)
Source: RefSeq, a predicted model, not a curated record
AACGAACGUUAAGGUAUAAACAAACGGAAAUCGUUACGGACUUUUAUUACCGGUUUAAUUUUAUUUUUCUUUUUUUUUCUAUUUUGUGAUUUUAUUCAAAAAGAGUUUUAAUGUUAAAAAUAAAAAUUAUGGAAUUAAUUUUAAAUAAAAAAGAAAUUUUCUUAACACUAUUUCUAUUAUUAAUUAAUUUCAAUAUUAUAAAUGGUUAUGGAUUUGGAAGAUGUCCAAAAUAUCCAUCAAUGCCGAAAUUUAAUAUGACAAAGAUUUUGGGUUCAUGGUACGAAGUUGAAAGAUCAUUUUAUUUACCGGAAAUAGCAUCUGGUUGUACAACUUUAACAUUUCAACCGGAAGCUGAAGAAUUUCGUUAUGGUGAUGGAUAUUAUAGAUUGGAAGUUGCAAUAAAAACAAUAAAUAGAUUAACUGGAACCCCUUCUGUAAGUCUUGGUUAUGCAAAACCAGAAAAUAGUAAAUCAUCAAUAAUGGAUUUUAAAUUUAAUACAAGAUUUCCUGAAAUAAUAGCACGUUUUCUACCAGGCUCCGGAAGAUAUCAAGUUCUUUAUACAGAUUAUGAAAAUUUUGCUAUAUUAUGGUCUUGUUCUAGUUUUGGACCAAUUGGACAUGCUGAUCAAAUAUGGAUAUUAGGACGUGAUAGAGAUUUUUCAGCAGAAAUAAGAAAAAGAAUUUAUGAUUCAUUAAAAAAAUUAGGUUUAGAUCCAGAUCGUUUAAUAAUUAGUAAAAAUAAAAAUUGUCCAACAACAUUAUAAACAAAAAUAUUAUUUUGAAAAAAAAAAAUAAAAAAAUAAAAUGAAAUAUUCUAAAAUAAGUUUAAUAUAAAACUCAAGACUGGAUUUAAUACCGAAGAAAUUUAAAAUUUAUAAAAGAAAAAAUAUAUAAUUAUGUAGUGUUCUUACAAUAUUGGAUAUCAUUUAAGGCAAAAGAAAAACAUUUAUAGAAAAAAAAAAUUUGUAUAAUUAUAAGAUUUAUCGUCAAAUUUUUUAAAGAAAUCAUUUUUUUUUUAGUUAUAAC